Molecule: messenger RNA, 1041 nt
Organism: Paramecium primaurelia
Lineage: Eukaryota; Ciliophora; Oligohymenophorea; Peniculida; Parameciidae
Source: the annotation of a GenBank genome assembly
AUGCUCUCUAUGUAAAAUAUAGAAGACACAACGUCACUUAAUUGGAUAUCAAGUGAUGAAGAAGAAUAUUUAGAAAGCUCUUUAAAAAGUCCAAUAAUCAAUUAGAAAGUUCAAGAAAUUAAAUAACAAGUUCUUGAUUAAUGUGAAGUGGAGGUUCCUAUUGAUUAAAUUUCCAUAGAGAUAUCUUUCAAAAGACAUAUAAAUUAAAGAAUUAAUGACACUGCUGUUUUGCAACAUCGUGCAGAUGAAAUCACUUAAAAAAUAAUGAAGAAUGUUAAGGGUCCAUUUUAAAGAGAUUAUUUAAAAGAAAUAGUAUCUAUAUCAAAGAAAAGAUUUAAAGUGGAUGAUUUUAAUUUGGAUUUAACUUUUAAAUAAAUAAUAACUAAUCCAGAUAUUGAAGAUAAUUUAAUUGCUAUGGGUAUUCCUACAGAAAUUUUUGAAGCUAUUUAUAGGAAUCCUAUGUCAGAAGUGUAAAAAAUUCUUAAAUACACAUCAUCAUAAUAAUUAUAUGGUCAUUAAUUAGUAAAUUUAGAUUGCUACUUAGAUGUUCAGAAAGAAAAUAUAAGCAUGAAUAUUUUUAUAAAAUGGCAGAAUUUCCUUUUGAAGAUCAUUAAGCACUACCUUUUAAUUUAAUAGUAGAUUUCUGUACUAUUGUUGCAUAAUUGGUUUUUAUCUAAACCCAAAAAUGUUAUUGCUGUACAUUGUAAGGCUGGUAAGGGAAGAACAGGAAUGAUGAUAUGUUGUUAUUUACUAUAUAGUGGUAAGUACAUUUCAAGCAAAAAUGCAAAAACUUAUUAUGGAAUUAUUCAUGCUAUAAAUUAAAAAGGAGUAACAAUCCCAAGUUAGAUUAGAUAUGUUCAUUAUUUUAGUUUUGCUUUUAAAAAAUGAUUUAAUAAAUAGACCAUUUCAGUAGGUAGAAUUACUUUCAAUUCGUUAGGUUGGUUCAAUUAAUGGAACAUUGAUUAGAUUAUAGAAUAAUAACAAAUAAUUAAUAGAAAAAGUAUAGAUUAUAUCAGAGAAGGAAGUUCUCUUCACUUUUGA